AUGAGACUUCUGACCCACAGAAGCUCAUCAGUUCAGUGGAGCCCACAUUAUCACCUGGUGUGUUUCUUCAUCAUGCUCGCCUCCUCUGGACCAGCUUCAGCUCUUUUUGCCCCUCCGUUGACCACAGGCCUUCGCUCUGCCUUCUCUGCCACACAAACCAACAGCGUGGUGGGAGGCAAGCAGAAAGCAGUGACUUUCAACAAGCUCAUGGUCAACAUCGGCGGCGAUUUCAAUCCAGACAGUGGCCACUUCCGAUGCCGAAUCCCCGGAGCGUACUAUUUCUCAUUCUCGGUGGGAAAAUUUCCCAAAAAAAUGCUGUCCGUCAUCCUGGUGAAGAAUGGAGAGGAGGUGCAGGCCAUGGCGUAUGAUGACUACCGCAAGAAAGGAAGAAAAGUUCAGAGCCAGAGUAUCAUGAUCAGUCUGAAGGAAAUGGAUACUGUGUGGUUACUUUUACAGCAGAACCCUCAGUAUGCUUUGUACAGCAAUGCAGGCCCUUACAUCACCUUCUCUGGUUACCUUGUCUAUCCUGAAACCCCCACAACAAGCCACAUCAGCAACCACCUGUCCACACCAGCCAUGUCCUAUCCAAACUGCCCGCCUCAGGCUGACACCUGGUCCCAGGAUCAGCCCCGCUCGGCCUUCUCAGUGGCUCGGACGUCCGUCCUCAUGGGGCAGAGCAACAGGCAGCAAGACAAGCCGCCUCUGACCUUUGAUGUGGAGUACGUCAACACGGGCGGCCACUUCAACAAAACGUCAGGCCUGUUCACCUGCCACUUCCCGGGGACAUACUUCUUUGCUUUCACAGUGGGGAAACACCCCCGAAAGGCUGUCUCUGUGAAGCUCAUGACGGGGAAAGGCGAGGUGCAGGCCAUGGUCUUCGACGAGGACACCUCAAAGAGACGUGAAAUGCAGAGUCAGAGCUUAUUGCUGUCUCUCCGCCGAAGCGAGAAGGUGUGGCUGUACAGUCAGCAGGACGAGCGCUACGCAGUUUACAGCAACCAGGGCAGGUACACUACGUUCUCCGGCUUUCUGGUGUAUCCUGAUGUAGAAACGCCUCAGACCAGCCAGGACAGAACUCAACUAUAA
This is a messenger RNA of Salarias fasciatus (jewelled blenny), 1086 nucleotides long. It is a transcript of the gene c1qtnf13, whose product is annotated as C1q and TNF related 13. Gene Ontology annotation, molecular function: protein binding. The record is from RefSeq and is a predicted model, not a curated record. Lineage: Eukaryota; Metazoa; Chordata; Actinopteri; Blenniiformes; Blenniidae. Bases 1 to 1086 code for a protein of 361 amino acids. The transcript has 2 exons.